Molecule: messenger RNA, 798 nt
Organism: Ogataea polymorpha
Lineage: Eukaryota; Fungi; Ascomycota; Pichiomycetes; Pichiales; Pichiaceae
Exons: 1
Molecular function (GO): histone deacetylase activity, NAD-dependent; NAD+ binding
Source: RefSeq, a predicted model, not a curated record
GAAAAGAAGAUCCAGAGAGUAGCCGACAUUCUCAAGAAAGACGACGUCAAGGUGACGUUCUUUGUUGGGGCCGGGAUCUCCACCAGCUGCGGUAUCCCUGACUUCCGCUCGCCAAAGACAGGACUGUACUCGAAUCUCAAGAGGCUCCAGCUGCCUUAUCCGGAGGCGGUGUUUGACAUCGACUAUUUCCGCAAAAACCCCAAGGCGUUCUACACGCUGGCAGAGGAGCUGUAUCCGGGCAAGUUUGUUCCCAGCAAGUUCCACUACUUCAUCAGAUUGUGUCAGGAUAAGAAGAAGCUGAAGCGUUGCUACACCCAGAACAUCGACACGUUGGAGCGCCUGGCGGGAGUGAAGGACGAGUUCAUUGUGGAGGCACAUGGCUCGUUUGCCAAAAACCACUGCAUCGACUGUGAUGCCGAGAUGGCAACAGAGGAGCUCAAGGAGCAGAUGAAGAGCAAGAUUCCAACGUGUGCCAAGUGUGAAGGCUAUGUGAAGCCGGACAUUGUGUUUUUUGGCGAGGCCCUGCCGCCAAAGUUCUUCGACACCUGGGAAGAGGACUCGUCAUCAAAGAUGGACCUGGCUCUCGUUGCUGGCACCUCCUUGGCGGUGUAUCCGUUUGCUGGUCUUCCGGCCGAGGUGAGCAGAGAUUGCACGAGAGUGCUGAUCAACAGAGAACAAUGCGGCGAUUUCAAGACCAACCCGCGCAAGUCGGACAUCUUGCUGCUUGAGAGCUGCGACAAGGUUGUCGAGCAGCUGGCUAAAUUGCUGGGAUGGGAAGAAGAGCUGAAUGCGCUGGUG